Penicillium concentricum is the source of this 1509-nucleotide messenger RNA. RefSeq lists its product as uncharacterized. The record is from RefSeq and is a predicted model, not a curated record. The transcript has 2 exons. Lineage: Eukaryota; Fungi; Ascomycota; Eurotiomycetes; Eurotiales; Aspergillaceae. The annotation marks the transcript as partial.
AUGGACCCCCUUUCUAUCAUUUCAGCGGUAGAACUCUGCUUUAAAUAUGGCACAUACCUGGUUCAGAUAUGCAAUGACUUUGCAAACGCCAAAGAUGAUUAUGCAGAGAAAUUCCUUCGUGUGGAGACCUACUGGAUGAGAACGGAGCUCCAGCUGAAGGUGGUGCAGAUCAUUGCUCCCGAGCUCAGUGAGAAGCACCGGAGGAUUCAACAUCAGACGAUUGCAAUGUUAGCCACCAAGUUGGAGAUCGCUGUCAACAAUCUUCAGUCCAUCGUCAAGCGUCAUCCUGUAGGGAAGCAAGAACUGGGUGUACGUCGGUGGAAGUAUGUACUCACGAAGGAAAAGAUCGACAGCACCAUCGAGGAUCUCAAAGAAUGGCAAUCACUAUUCGAUCCAUCGUGGUAUUUGAUCAUGAAGCUCGCAGACAAGAAAGUCGAUUCAGGCCUGAGCACGAAUAAGAAGACCUCUGCCAUAGCUUUUAAAGACCCGAUAGCUCCUGCGCAGUCCCUCAGAAGAGUCCUGAAUCCGACAAACGCGAACGCUCCACCUGUUCGCCUCUCAGAAGAAUUUCUGAUUUCCAUUAACCCACAAAAAAUACCAUUUUGCUCAGCGGAGGCAGGCCGGAGACCAGAAAAUGGCCAAUCGCUUAUUGUGGAACGAGUCACACCUUUCUCAGGGGCCAAUGUCGGGGACAUCAGCAAAGAUAUACGAGAUCUCGCCAGACGGCUGUCUGGGUCUGACGCCAUGGAAUUCGGUCUUCUUAGCUGCAAAGGAUAUAUCCAACACCGCAAGCCGGGGUCUGCUCGAUCCACACCAAAUGCAUUCACCAUUAUCUUCCGGAUGCCCACACAGCAUGUUCAACCUCGCUCUCUCCGAGGUUGCUUUCACGAUAUGCACCAUAGCCACUCACUCUCCGACCGAUUCAAGUUAGCGAACGAGCUUGCAAAAGCAGUGCAUUCUGUUCACUUGUUUGGUUUUGUUCACAAAAAUAUACGACCAGAGACAAUCCUACUCUUCGGAAGUGAUGAAUCCUCGAUUGGAUCUGCCUUCCUGAUUGGAUUUGACAGCUUCCGCAUGGCCUCUGGUAAAACUUUACGCAAAGGCGAAGCGUCGUGGGAGCGAUGCCUUUACCAACACCCCGACCGCAUAGGAAUGGUUUCAUCCAAAGAUUAUAUCAUGCAGCACGAUAUCUACAGUCUUGGUGUAUGCUUGCUGGAGCUGGGAUUGUGGGAGUCUUUCGUAUUAUACGAUGAUUUGACUCCUGAAAGCAAUGGAAAUGCUCCAACGCCUACUCGCGCCUCUAUUCUAGGAAUGGAUCGAGGGGUGUAUUUCCAAAAGCAUCUUCUCUUCUUGGCGCAGGGUGAACUACGGAAGCGAAUGGGGACGAAAUAUUCCGAAGUUGUUGUCACUUGUUUGACAUGUUUGGACCCUAAAAAUGUUGACUUCGGAGAGGAAGCCGAUUUUGAAGAUGAUGAUGGCAUUGAAGUGGGUGUGAGGUAUAUUGAAAAG